CUCCACAUCCCUCUCAUCGAGAUCUUGCGCACUCGUCUCGGGGCUCGCAUAAAACCAAUCAUGCUUCAAAUCAGGAAGCAGAGCACUGAGAAAUUUAUCAGCGGCUCUGACCACAUUGCUUCUGACGCCUACGCCCGAAAAGGCACCAGCCCUGCAGCCUCCGCUUCGUCAAGCCGAAGAAUGGAUGCCCAAGAACGAGCCGCUCUAGAUAUUUCCACCAGAAACCCUCAAGAAGACUUUGAACUUCUGCAGCGAGUUGGCGGAGGGACCUAUGGGGAAGUCUUUAAGGCAAAAAACAAAGAAAGCGGGAAAUUGGCUGCAAUUAAGAUUGUCAAGAUGGAAGCUGAUGAUGAUUGUGCCAUUAUUCAGCAGGAGAUCCUGAUGGUGAAAACGUGCAAACACCACAACAUUGUUGCCUACUAUGGAAGCUAUAUUCGAUCGAACAAACUGUGGAUUUGCAUGGAGUUCUGUGCGGGAGGCUCUCUUCAAGAUGUCUACCAAGCUACUGGACCCUUGACAGAGCUGCAAAUUGCUUACGUAUGUCGAGAAACAUUGCAAGGUCUUUCUUAUCUUCAUAACCAAGGGAAGAUCCAUAGAGAUAUCAAGGGAGCCAACAUUCUCCUCAAUGACCAUGGGGAAGUAAAACUGGCUGACUUUGGUAUCUCAGCUCAACUCAGUGCUACCUUUGCCCGGAGGAUGUCUUUCAUCGGUACACCUUACUGGAUGGCUCCAGAAGUGGCAGCGGUGGAGCUCAAGGGAGGAUAUAAUGAACUGUGUGAUGUGUGGUCAGUGGGGAUCACGGCUAUUGAGUUGGCAGAGCUUCAGCCUCCUCUGUUUGAUACACACCCUUUACGGGUCUUGGUCUUGAUGACAAAGAGUGGCUACCAGUCUCCGAAGCUCAAGGAGAAAGGCCGGUGGACACCAGCUUUCCACAACUUUGUCAAGGUGACACUAACCAAGAACCCCAAGAAGAGACCCAGUGCCUCCAAGAUGCUUACUCAUCAAUUUGUUGCCCAGCAAGGUCUCGGCCGCAACCUGACCCUUGAUCUACUUGAGAAGCUACGCGAUCCUGACAAACUCUCCACCUGCCGAUGUGACACAGAAGAAGAGGAACAAGAGCCCCCUCCUCCUGUUCCUCGAAGAAUUCGUUCCAGCCAACGACAAGCUGUAUCCUCUCCUGGGUAUAUUGAACCCCAAGCUCAUCAUUUUGGCCUUGAUCGCAGAAACCGGCGGAGUCUAGAGUCUCCAAAUUUCACGGAAAGCUCCACAGACCCUGGUUAUGGGACUGGCAGCGACCUCUACAGCUCUCCAUUCAGCAGCAGAGAAGCGACAACAGACUCGGACAAUGAUUACGAUGACGUGGACAUCCCCAGCAGACGUCACGCAAGCAGUGAAUCUUUAUCUGUGAAUGUUCCACCUCCACUGCCUCCAAAGCCUAAACUCAGGACCACAUCAGAUGAGACAGUGGCGGGGCGAUCGGCCGCAAGGUGUCCUUCCAAGCCCAUAUUCCGGGGAAGAUGUUCCAGUGGACCUGUCACAAGCAGGCCUCCACAACUAAUUUCUCCAAUGGCAGCCGAGGGAUCCCACAUCUCUGCCAGAUCAGUCCCUGAAUUGCGCCCCAUUCCCCCAACUGAGGAGCCGCCCAUCCUUCCACCAAAACCGGAGAAGAAAGAGAAAGCAGACCGAGCACUUUUCAAGAAGGUGUUUAAUGAAUGCCCCUUACACAUCACCUCAGCUACUACUUGGACGCAUCCAAACACCAACGGUAAGGAGAGACAAGGCAAGGCAAAGAGGGAAAAUCAAAGAAGUGGGGCUCAGGGCCAAGGGCUUGACACCAAGGGCGCGGACGUCAGGGUGUGGGCGGAGGAACUCGAGGAGGACACACUUCUGUUAGGAGUGGUGGGAGUUCUGGAGAAGGAGAUGGAAAAACAGAAGCUUCUGUAUCAACAAUCCCGGUUGCACAACCGAGGGGCAGCCGAGAUGGUUCUGCAGAUGAUCAGCGCCUGCAAAGGAGAGCCUGGUGCCAUGGUGUCUUCCACGUUGAAACUGGGCAUCUCCAUCCUGAAUGGCGGCAACGAGGAAGUGCAGGAUUUUGACCUCUUUCUCUUCUUUCCUUCCUCCCUCAAGCUCUAUCACAGCCGCACAACCUGGGUAUACUGCAUUGGGAAUGUCCUCAUGUCACUUUCUGGAAAGUCCUCCCAGCUCUUCUCGCACAGUUUGCUGGGCCUCUAUGAGCAGAGCAGACGAGACCAGCGGCCCGGGAUGGCCAUUUCUCCGCACAGACUGCUACCUAGGAAAAACAUCAUCACCACAAAGAUCCAAGAUACCAAAGGAUGCCAGAAAUGUUGCACAGCCAUGAAUGCACAAAGCAACUGCCACUACCUAUGUGGGGCACUGGAGGCUGGUGUGGUGCUGCUGCAAUGGUAUGAACCCAUGCAGAAAUUCAUGCUGGUCAAGUAUUUUGACUUCCCGCUCCCCUCCUCACUGCCCGUCUUCGAGAUGCUUGUGGCCCCUGACCAGGAGUAUCCUUUGGUUUGCUUUGGAGUGAGCAAGGGACCCCCAGGGCAGGCGGUCCAGUUCCAGAUCAUCAACCUCAAUUCACUGACCUCCUGGUUCAUUGAUGACAGCAGCGAACCUGCAUGCUCUGACCCUGUUCAGGUGACCCAGCUGGACAGCAAGAGAGUGCUGGUUCUGAUGCACAAGAGCAUCCAGUUUGUCACCCUCCAAGGGCUGCUGCUUCAGUGCCCUCCGCAACUGACCUGUGAUGUGGAAGUGGAGUCACUUGCGGUAGUGCACAACACUGUGUAUGCAUUUUGGCGGCAUGGAGUGCAGACGUGGCUUAUAGGAUCACGACAGGUGGCACAGGAUCUGCGGGAUCAGCGAUGGACCUUCCGUCUACUGGGAGCCUCCAGCACUGUUGUAUUAGAGACACGGCCUGUGGAUGAACCCAACUCCACCAGCAACCUCUAUGUGCCAGAAUGACCCUCGCCCAAAGUUUACCUACAAGGCAUUUGUACAUACAGACUUUGGCAAUUGUAGCCCUCUUUUUUGAGUCCCUUGUGCUACCUCUGUAUCUUCAACACAGAUAGCCUUGCAGGAGGCACAGGAGGACUGAGAGCAACAAACGCACCUGUCACAACUCUCGGUGGUGCUUCAAAAACAGUAAGAGAAGGACUGGGUUGGAACACCCACUCUGCAUUUCAAUUGGCUCGGCACAAAUCCAGAGAGGUGUCAGUUUCCUGGUUUCCCUUUACAUGCAAGCUUCACCUUAGUAAAGAAUGUGCUCAUUUCUCCCUG
This is a messenger RNA of Anolis sagrei ordinatus, 3297 nucleotides long. NCBI's taxonomy places the organism in Eukaryota, Metazoa, Chordata, Lepidosauria, Squamata, Anolidae. The record is from RefSeq and is a predicted model, not a curated record.